AUGACGUUCGAGUGGCAUGCGACGCAAGAUGCGAUCGACGAGGAAGAAGACUGGGAAGCCGCCCAGAGCGGCAAGGAAGCGCUCCUCGUCCUCAUCGACGUGCGCAAGUCCAUGUUCCAGCGCGUCGAUGGCGAGCCCAUGAGCUGGUUCCAGACCUGCGGCGAGAUGCUCGUGAAGCUGCUUAAGAGCAAGAUCAUUGCGAACGACGGGUCGCUCAUGGGCGUCGCCUUCUUUGGCACGACGACGACGAAGAACGUGAAUGGGCUCGACCAUGUGUACGAGCUGCAGGAACUCGGGUUUCCAUCGGCCCGCCGCAUUAAGCAGCUUCGCGAUAUCGUCGACGAUGCGUUCGACUUUCAGGCUGCGUUUGGCUCCAUGGGCGAGAACGACCCCGUGUCGCUGAGCAACGCGCUGUGGCACGCCGGCAUUGCCUUCUCCAACGCCAACCUCCAGAAGAAGGACUCGCAGACGAUCUGGAUCCUCACGAACCAAGAAGACCCGACGAUGGGCGGCGCCGACGAGGCCGACCGCGUCCUCAAGCAGUACGCCAACCACGUCGAGCUCAAGCGCGCGAUCCACCUCUUCCACAUGCCGCCACCGGCAAAGUCGACGUUUGAUCUCUCGCGCUUUUACGGGCGCAUGUUCCAAGAUGCGUCGGCGUUCGCACUCACGGAAGACAGCAGCCUCCAGCCGGCGUAUGCGAUCCAUACAUACCAAGCCAUGAUGGAGGAGAGUCUGCGCAAGCGGUUUCGGAAGCGCCGGCUCACGACGCUCAGCUGGACGAUCGGGCCUGGCAUUGCGCUCGGCGUCGAGCUCUACGCGCUUCGUAUCAAGCAGACGAAGCCGUCGCCGUUGCACUUGGACGCAGAGACCAACACGCCGCUUAAGUCGGAGACCAAGUGGCUCUGCGACUCGACGGGCAUGUACCUCGCGCCCGACCAGAUGCGCAAGUACAUUGAGUACGGCAAGAGCCGCGUCUACUUUACAGCCGACGACGUGGUCGAGCUCAAGUACUUUGCCGCCGCCGGACUCCAACUGCUCGGUUUCGAGCCCGCAGACCACUUGAAGGACCACGAGAACGUCCGUGCGCCGUACUUUAUCUACCCCGCCGAGGGCUACAUUGAAGGCAGCACGGUGGCCUUCACCGCCCUGCACACAUCGAUGCUCACAAAGAACGUCAUGGCGAUCGCGCGGCUCAUCGCACGCAAGAAUACCCCGCCCCGCCUCGUCGCCCUCGUGCCCCAACUCGAGGCGUACGACGACCAAGGCCAAGUGCAACCGUCGGGCUUUCACGUCAUAUUUCUCCCGUACGUCGACGACGUGCGCCAGCUUCGUGUGGACGCCGACGGCCAGCGCGACCCCGACGCCGACCAAAUCGAGGCGGCCAAGAAGGUGAUCCAGACGCUCACGAUCUCCGAAUUGCCGUCCUUCCAGAACCCAGAGCUCCAGAAGCACUAUGCGAGCAUCCAAGCGUUGGCACUCGACGAAGACACGCUUGCGUUUGACGACAAGGACGACACGACGCUGCCGGACGCUGCCGGGUUUCAGCGUCCCAAAGUCGUGGCGGCGCUGACGGCCUUCCGCGACACGCUCGGUGGCGAUGAGCUCAAUAAAGACAACACCAAGCGCAAGGCGCCGGCAAGUACGAGCCGAGGCGGCGCUAAGGCGGUCAAGACGGAAACCGACCCGAGUGACGUGGCAGCGUGGAAGCAGCUCGCAGCGUCCGGUCUCGUGGCCAAGAAGACCGUCGCGGACCUCAAGGUCUUCUUGGAUGCGCAAGGGCUGAGUACAACGGGCAAGAAGGCCGACCUCGUCGAGCGUACGCUGACGUUCCUCGGCUAA
This is a messenger RNA of Saprolegnia parasitica CBS 223.65, 1842 nucleotides long. RefSeq lists its product as hypothetical. Lineage: Eukaryota; Oomycota; Saprolegniomycetes; Saprolegniales; Saprolegniaceae. The record is from RefSeq and is a predicted model, not a curated record. Gene Ontology annotation, biological process: telomere maintenance; cellular response to gamma radiation; cellular response to X-ray. Gene Ontology annotation, molecular function: telomeric repeat DNA binding; DNA helicase activity; damaged DNA binding. The coding region runs from base 1 to 1842 and encodes 613 amino acids. The transcript has 9 exons. Gene Ontology annotation, cellular component: nucleus; Ku70:Ku80 complex.